This is a messenger RNA of Entamoeba invadens IP1, 702 nucleotides long. RefSeq lists its product as hypothetical. The record is from RefSeq and is a predicted model, not a curated record. Bases 1 to 702 code for a protein of 233 amino acids. Lineage: Eukaryota; Evosea; Mastigamoebida; Endamoebidae. The transcript has a single exon.
AUGCUUGCAUUCUUGUUGAUAACUCUCUCGUUUGCUAAAGUUGAUUUUUCUAUCGUUGAUUACACCCAUUGUGGAGGAAAAGCCCUUUAUCGUUUAUAUGCUAUUGAUAAGUGCAAAAAGACUGGAACUGGCUCAGUGAUGUACACAAACAGAAGUCCUUCUGAGUAUUAUCCAAACCAGAACAAAUACAGCAAAUCGGACUGUACAGGUACUCCAAGCACAAUGCAGGUAGUUGGUCCUCAGUAUGUAAAAGAAGCUCCAUCUGGUGUUAAAUAUCUUGGCUUCCUUGGUGAUAAAAACACGAACUGUGCUGAUGGCGACACCAUUGACGGGGUUUACUAUACAGACGCGUGCUUCCAAGAAGAUUUCUUUUUCAGAUACACAAUUUUAAAUGAAGAUGGUAAAAACAAAUUGGUCAAAAGAGGUUUCACUUCGGGGGUGUGCGCCGAAGAUCAAUUCAAUGAAGAUAUUACAACCGAAAGAAAUGAAUGUAACAAGUGCACUGAUGGGGUGCUGUUUAGAUGUUAUGGUGUUGAUGGGGUGGCUGCAUGGUCAGACCCGACCGAAAAAGCACCUGAAGUACCUUCUGAUAAACCAUCUGGAGAUCACUCGGAAACAGAUGAUGAGAAUAACAACCAAGAAAAUUCAGCAAUUCCAGUUUAUUUGUGUAUUAUUCUUGUUGUGUUUGCUGUUCUUAUCUAA